Messenger RNA from Solea solea (common sole), 2446 nucleotides. Its product is annotated as peroxisomal succinyl-coenzyme A thioesterase-like. Gene Ontology annotation, biological process: fatty acid metabolic process; acyl-CoA metabolic process. Gene Ontology annotation, molecular function: fatty acyl-CoA hydrolase activity. The coding region runs from base 202 to 1500 and encodes 432 amino acids. NCBI's taxonomy places the organism in Eukaryota, Metazoa, Chordata, Actinopteri, Pleuronectiformes, Soleidae. The record is from RefSeq and is a predicted model, not a curated record. The transcript is spliced from 11 exons.
AUGUUACAGUGGGAGGAAACAACACGAGAGACGAGCUGUUGCUGCUGAAGACUGAGAGAAGAAGAGAUCCGAGAUCAGAGAUCAGAGAUCAUCAUCAGCAGCAGCAGCAGCACAAGAGGGAAUCGAACCCUAACCCUCCAGACUGUGACGAGACAGGUUUACAGCAGAAUCACUCUACUCUGACCAUCUGACCGUUUCAGGAUGACACACGUGAGGCUGUCGGUCCAGCCGUCCAGGGGACUCGUGGAUGAGAAGUUCUCUGUCCUGGUCCAGAACGCUCCACCGUCUUUCAAGCUGACUGUCCACGCCCUCUACAAGUGUAGAGACGGCCACAGCUGGGAGGCGUUUGGUCUCUACACUGCUGAUGCCUCCGGGAAUGUAAACGUUUCAGAGGAUCUUAGUCUGGGCGGGACAUAUUCUGGGGUUGAACCAAUGGGUCUGCUGUGGAGCCUCAGACCAGUUUCAGGCAGCAAACCAGGACUCAGGCUCAGGAACAGUAAUACCCAGACUCCCAUGGAGGUCACAAUCUCAGUGUACCCGUGUCAUCAGACUGUGGGGUUUAUGGAUCAGGUGCCGCUGUCCAGUGUGGUGGUGGAACGCUGGUUCACAGCACCUGGUGUGAGCAGGAUCCCCAUCACAGAGGGUGGACUCACUGCAACCCUCUUCCUGCCCCCAGGACCUGGACCGUUCCCGGCUGUCUUGGACCUGUGGGGGGGUGCAGGGGGGUUGGUAGAGUACCGAGCAGCUCUGCUGGCAUCCCAUGGUUUUGCUGCUCUGACUCUUGACUACAUCACUGCAAAAAUCACCAUGGAAACGGGGAAGUUGGUGGAGAACGAGUACUUUGAGCGCGCCUACACUGUCCUGCUGCAGCAUCCUCAGGUCAUUGGCAGCAGGAUUGCAAUGCUGGGACUGUCGCUUGGUAGCACUGUCACCCUCAAAAUGGCCAUCUACUCUGAAGUGAUCAAGCCCAGGUGUGUGGUGUGUGUCAGUGGGUCUCAUGUGCAGCCAGUUGGUGGAUCUUUGAAGGAAAUAAUGGCUUUCUUCGCAGAAAAUGGCAAGAAGAAACGCCUCAACGAGGAGAACCAGUCGAUCCUGCGAGAUCUGCUGCUGCCAAUCCCGACUGACCCGUCAUUUAAAGUGGACGUGGGACGACUGCAGUGUCCUCUGCUGCUGGUUGUAGGUGAGGACGAUCAGAACUGGCCUGCCUACGAGUCUGCAAUGGAUAUGAAGGAGAUGAUGGAGCAAGCGGGAAACAGCCACCAGCUGACUGUCCUUUCUUACCCUAACACUGGUCACCUGAUCGACACUCCGUACAUGCCACACAUCCGAGUCAGCAACUUUGUGUCACCUGGCACUCGUGAAAAAUCUAUGGUUCUUUGGGGUGGAGAGACUGUAGCACAUUCUCAUGCUCAGGAGGAUGCCUGGAAGAAGACGCUGCUCUUUCUCAGGGAGAAUCUGUUUGCAGACCAAAACCCUGAUGAUAAGAAAUCAGUCUGUUAGAUAUAUAACAGACAAAUAUAAAAGUAAACAUACCCACAACCACACAACCUGGUGUUAAUAAUGAAGAUAAUUCUACAUCUUAGGGUAUUCUGCAUUUACUACAGCUGUGAUUUUCACCUCUAAUUUCGUACUUAUUCUCACACCUAUUAGUGCCUGCUUAUAGAGCUGAAUCAUUUCGCAACUGACACCAAACCACGGUGACAUCUGACACUCUGGUUAAACCGUUGUGCUUCUCUUCCAUGUCUUCUCAGGAAGACCAUAUGUCUCAGAGACUGUACUGUCCUGUGGCUAAAACUGCUUUAGAAAAUGUCCAAAGUCAGUUGGUGGUCAAACAUUAGACCAGUGGCGUAACUGUUGGCGGUGCAGCAGCUGCAGCCACACUGGGGCCAGUGCAGAGUGGGGGCACCUGUCAAGAAACAUUUAACUCCAUGAGUCCUCUCAGUUGCAUGUUGGAGCCUGUCUGGUGUAUGAACAGUGGAAACUCUACAGCGCCACUAAUACACAGUCCAAUCCAAUCCAACUUUAUUUGUUAAGCACUUUAAAACAACCACAGUGAACCAAAGUGCAGAAGACACAAUAAAGAAAAGGCAUGGCAGCUCACAAAGGUGAUAAGAUUAAUCUAAAAGACAUAAAAACAUGGAUAAAAACCCACAAUAAAAACAGAUCAAAUAAAAUGAAUAAAAGAAAAUUAAAAUGGAAAUAACAACUUAGACAGUGUCAAAGGCCAAUGAAAACAGAGAUUUAAAAACAGAGGCCUGUGUGAUGUGCAGUGGCAGAUCAUUCCAUCGCUCCAGGCCUCAACAGCAAAGGCUAAAAUGUACGGGCAGUCAGUGGAGUGAAGCUGAAAUGGGGGAAAUGUGCUCAUAUUUACGAGUGCCAGUUAAAAGACGCGCUGCAUUGUUUUGCAACGUCUUUAGACAAGCGAUGGAAGAACUGGCUUCAUUUU